Messenger RNA from Hemibagrus wyckioides, 1268 nucleotides. RefSeq lists its product as uncharacterized. NCBI's taxonomy places the organism in Eukaryota, Metazoa, Chordata, Actinopteri, Siluriformes, Bagridae. The record is from RefSeq and is a predicted model, not a curated record. Gene Ontology annotation, cellular component: cytoplasm. The transcript has 8 exons. Bases 120 to 1193 code for a protein of 357 amino acids. Gene Ontology annotation, molecular function: ethanolamine kinase activity. Gene Ontology annotation, biological process: phosphatidylethanolamine biosynthetic process.
CCCUUGUCCCAGUCUGACUGAACCGCUUCUUAUAUGUAUAGAGGAUUGGAGAUCAGUCCACCUGAGGAUCUCAGUGACAAAACACUUUCCCAUUUUUCUCUUACUGAUCAGAAGGAGGCAUGGAUCUUCUCUUAAAUGACCAGACAGAUGAACUUUUGCACCUCAAUGUGUGUCUGGAUGAGCUUUCACCUCAAGAUGGGAUCAUGGAGCUGCUCAAAACCCUGAGACCACAGUGGAGAGCUGAGGAUAUCCAACUAAAGGUGUUUACAGAGGGCAUCACUAAUAAACUGCUGGGCUGCUCGGUGAGCUCAGACUCGUCCAUGGUGUUGGUGCGAGUGUAUGGACGAAUGACUGAGCUUUUUGUUGACCGUAAGAAAGAGAUGGAGACAAUGAAGCUGUUGCACUCUCAUGGCUGUGGCCCAAAACUGUACUGCAGCUUCCUCAAUGGCAUCUGCUAUGAGUUCCUGAAGGGCAUUGCUUUGGAUGAUGUUCUGCUCCAACAGCCUUCUGUCUACAGACUGAUUGCAGUAGAAAUGGGGAAAAUCCACUCCAUAAAGCCAAAGUCCAACUCAUCUGUGGAACCUGUGUUGUGGUCAAAGUUGGAAAAUUACCUGCAAUUAUUGCAGAAAUGUGAAAAUGACGAUGAUUUGCUACAGCAAGGUUCACAGUUGGACAUUCCCAGCGUGGACGUGUUAAUCAAUGAGUUGGAGGAUCUGAAGCGACACUUGAACAGGGUGGAAUCUCCAAUAGUGCUGUGUCACAACGACCUGCUGACCAAAAACAUCAUCUACAACUCAGAUGAAGAUGUAAUUAAAUUCAUUGACUACGAAUACGCUGACUUUAAUUACCAGGCGUACGACAUCGGAAACCACUUUAACGAGUUUGCAGGUGUGAAUGAUGUGGAUUAUAGUCUUUACCCGAGUCGCGAGCUGCAGUGCGACUGGCUAACAGUUUACCUGCAGAACGUACGAAUCAACUCCCGAGUCGACUCCCAAAUCACUCAGAGAGAAGUGAACACUCUGUAUGUCCAAGUCUGCAAAUUCUCACUGGCAUCUCACCUGUCAUGGGGUCUGUGGUCUUUGUUACAGGCCAGAUAUUCCAAAAUCAACUUUAAUUUCUUAAAAUAUGCUGCUGCUCGGUUCAGCCACUACUUUAAGAAGAAGGAGGAGUAUUUAAGAAUGCCACUUCCUUAAUGAGUGAAUUAUCAUUUCAUCUGAGUAAAAAUAAAUUCCACCAAAUUUAAAUAAAAUGAUUCAGUUUUAACUUCA